Cokeromyces recurvatus is the source of this 2012-nucleotide messenger RNA. RefSeq lists its product as uncharacterized. The record is from RefSeq and is a predicted model, not a curated record. NCBI's taxonomy places the organism in Eukaryota, Fungi, Mucoromycota, Mucoromycetes, Mucorales, Mucoraceae. Gene Ontology annotation, molecular function: protein binding. The coding region runs from base 51 to 1997 and encodes 648 amino acids. The transcript has a single exon.
UUUUUUUUUCUUCUUCUUCUUUUUUGCUUUCUUAUUUUAAUACACCAAUCAUGUGGGAUUUAUUACCUGCUGAACUCUUAGAAAAAGUCUUUAAUUAUUUAUCAUAUGAUAGCAUUUCUCAAUGUCAACUUACUUGCAAACAAUGGGCAAAAGUAGCUCAACCACAGUUAUAUAAACAAGUGACAUUAAGUACAUGUAAUAUAGAAAAGUUCAAACAUACUAUUCAAUCUUCAGCCAUUGGAAUGCUUGUAAAAAAAAUAAAUUUAAAUAAUAAAAAUAAUUCAUUGUUCAAUCCACUUCAAUAUGGAGAAUAUUUUAAUGUCAUUCCAACCCUUUCUGUUCAUUGUCCGUUCAUUGAAUCUUUCAAUAUCUCUCACACAUCUCUUUCAUUCUGGUUCAAUUUCAAAAAUGCGCGCGACAGUAACUAUUGGCCUCGAUUAAAGGAGAUACCAUAUCCUAUGGAAGCUAAUGAAAUUGAAUAUUAUACCCAGAUUGCUCUUGGAUUACGAGAUUCACUCGAGAGUCUAUUGCUCUGUGAUCAACUAUCGUAUGCUGAGGACAAUCAUCUAUCUUUAUAUCGAGCUGAGUAUGAUGCAUUAAAGAAAGAACUAAGUUCUUUUCAUCGUUUAAAAAAGCUGUUUAUAAGAAUGCAUACACAUGAAUCGAUUGAAGAUAUAGAUUCUGUCUUUGAGGAUUGUCUUUCAUUAAAGAUCUUAAAUGUGAAUUUAUAUUAUUCUAACCCUACUACUACUACUACUAUUACUAUAUCAACGUCCCAUCCUUUGCCUUUUGAAGAAGAAGAAGAAAUGUGCUUUACGCAUAUUGUACCAAGUCCAACUAUUUUUAGUCUCGAACUUAAUUCUGUUAUACAUACGAAUAGAGUAUACCCGUAUAUUAUGCACAAAUUUCCAUCACUUCGUCGUCUAUACGUAAAUGUGGCAUGUGAUGAUAGAACAAGACAGUUGAUGAGACUGACUAAACCUAAAUUUUCAAAAGAAUUUAUAGAGCAUCUAUAUCAUUACAUUUCAAAUAUUGAAGACUGUUAUUUAGAUAACUUGCAUGUCUCUAAUAUAACAGAAACUAUCUAUCAUUGGCUUAUGACUGCAAGGAGAGACAACAAUAGGACAUUAAGGAUUAUGUAUGAAAAUGAUCGUUUAAACGAAGUUCAUCAUGAAAAUGCAACUCAUUUACGACUUUAUACAACCAAAGAGGACGAAACGGUCGAUUUCCAGGAAAAUAAUCAUCCGCUAGAAAGGGAAGGCAUGAUGAUGGUGAAAUUGGCUGUGAUCUUUAGAGCAGAUGUAGAUGAAUUUAGUUUACCACAUAUUGAGCUUAUUGAUAAGAUUGGACAUACUAGUUCAUUUACUACACUAGACCUCGACAUGAAGCAAAAAAGAGUAUGUCGAUUUAUGGCAGAUAACAACAAUGAUUUCUUAAACAUGAUAUCAGGCUAUUACUUGGAUCAUUUAUUUAGGACAUGUACCUCACUAAGGACCCUCAUCUUGCGUGGUGCCUUUCUUCUUGAUUGUGCCCCUAAUACAGAUACGAGUCAAUCGAUUGAGCACUUGAUCUUGUCUCGUUGCCGAAUUCACCCCCCUGUGCUCUAUCAAUUAUCGAUUCGACUUCCCUUAUUGAAAACGUUGAGUUUUUAUUGUUGGGAAUUUGUAACUGUAGAUGGUCGAAAUUCGACUGAAUAUAUUGAACAGUCUUUAAUGGUUGAUAUGCCCUAUAGUUCAUUGCAUACUAUACGAUGGAUUAGUGAUGAUGACCAAAGAAGGAACAUGGCUGAUGUAUUUUACUUGAGAGUCUGUACCAUCAGAAAGGAAAGUUACUACAGAGGGGAUCAAAAUCGACUUUACCUGACCUCUGCACAAGCCUAUAGACAUUCAAUGUCAAGAGAAACAACGAUGACAUUCUAUAUUCGAUGUAAAGAUAUUAAAAUAUUUUCACUUUAUCAUAAAGGAUUUCAUACAGAUUAUGAACUAAUAAACCAAUAAAACACACACACACAC